Molecule: messenger RNA, 1032 nt
Organism: Brachypodium distachyon (stiff brome)
Lineage: Eukaryota; Viridiplantae; Streptophyta; Magnoliopsida; Poales; Poaceae
Exons: 1
Coding region: 1-1032 (343 amino acids)
Source: RefSeq, a predicted model, not a curated record
AUGGCUGAAUGUGGGGGCUGCGUCUUUGUGCCGGCUUCUUCUUCCUCGCCGCCGGCCUUCGUUGGCGGCCGCCGCUUCUCCCUUGGCUUCCUCCCGGACAGUAAAUCCUGGGAGCUCGUGGACUGCCGCGGCAGCCUCCUCCUCUCCAGGAAGGAGACCUGCUGGGUAGCACGAAUGCGGCCCCUCCUCGUGUGCGAGCCAACGACGGGGCGCUACCAGGGCAUCCUUCGCCCGACGGGCCUGAAUGGACGCAGCCUCGGCAUGUUCCUGCUCGACGGCGUCCAACCCGACGGCGGAUGCAUCAACAUGUCCAACUUCAGGAUCAUGUGUGCCAUGUAUACGUUCAACAUCUGGCACCACGACCGUGAAACGCCGUUCGCCUGCGUCUUCUCCUCUGGCAGCGACGGCGGCUGGCGCGUCGUGGAUCAUGCCGGCGACAUCGUCCUCCCAUUCCCAGGAAAGAUCAACUCUCUAAACUUCGUGGGGCGUGCCAAUGGGUCCGUGUACUGGGAGAUCGACGGCGACGCGGCCGUGCUUGCUCUGGGCGAGGCCGGCACGGGGUUCUCGCGUGUCCUGUUCCCGGAAAACGUCCGUGCAUCGCACUGCGAACGGACCUUGCGGGUCAUGGCCGGCGCCGAUGAUGGCGCCGCGUUGCGGGUUGUCCGCGUGAUAGGCAGCGAGCUCAAGGUCUUUGCGCGGCUUCCGGGGGGCAGCAGCGGCGCCGGCGAUGAGUGGAUGCAGGAGAAGCUCCUGAGUUUGCCGGAGGCCACCCGUGGGCUGCCAGGACACGAGGAAAGGUUCUUCCAGGGAGCAGCUAUGAUUGUGGACGCAAAUGCGAGCUACGUCCUCGUGACACCCAGCGAGAAGACGUGGCUCUUCUCCGUCGAUCUCGAAACGAUGGUGGCAGAACGCGACCACCACAGGAACAGGUUCGCGGGGGCAGCGCAGGCCUGCGAGUUGCCGUGGCCGCCCGCCUUGCAAGCUUGUUGCGCUGAUCGCGGUAGGGGGAGGAGGAGAUGCCCCUCAUCAUGA